UAAGUAAAGUCGUUAAAUUCUUUUGUGAGGGGUUGAUGAGUAGGUUUUACUUUGUAUUGUAAUGUGAAAUCAAACAGCUAUAAAAAUAUGUUGUGAAAAUCUGCAUAACUAAAAUAUAUAAAUAGGAGAAAGAAAGGAAUUAUCAAUGCACUGAAUGUGAGAAAAAAUUUUAUACACAACGCGACUUAAAUAAUCACGAGCGGCAUCACACUGGUGAAAAGCCGUUUGUGUGCGAAGUCUGCGGAAAACGAUUUUCUCAGAAUGGAACUCUAAUAAGUCACAGAAGAGUGCACUUACAAGAAAAGAAAUUCAAGUGCAAUUACAAUGGUUGUCCUUUCACCACUAAAUGGAAAGUUUGCUUGAUUAGACACAUGAGUAGAAUACAUCAACAAACAAUCUCUUUUGAAUCAAAAGAGUCGAAAAUGAAAAUUUAUCCAUGCAAUAAUUGCAACGAAACUUUUGGAAGUCCAUCAUCUUUAAAACUUCAUAUGAGAUCUCACAACGGAGAGCAGCCAUUUUUAUGUAGUAUUUGCAGGAAAGCCUUCAGCAAUAAAUCAAAUUUGACUAGACACAAGAAAAAAUUUCAUCCAGAACUGGAAAACGAGCUUUUCUGUGGGGAAGAAGAAAUACACGAGCAGAUUGUUGUAGAUGAGAACAAUAAUGAACACGCAGGGAGUUUGUGUAAAACAACUUAUUCUAACGAAAUACUCUCUACAAAUGUUCAAGACACAGAGAUAAACGAAGAAAUGCAAUUAGAAGAAAACGAUUCGAAUUUGAAAAAUAUUCAUAAAUCUGUCUUUGACAUGGAUUUAAGUUUUAUAAUGGAAGAGUUAGAACCUUCAUUCGAAUUGGAAAUUUUCCCAGAAAUACAGAACAUAAACAACGAUAUUAAAUGCAUUUGGUGUAAUGAAGAAUUCCAAAAUGAAGUUUCUCUGAGGGAACAUGUGGAAAAAUCGCAUUAAUAAAAUCAUUUUAUAAAUAUAUAUUUGCUAAUGAUUAUUCAUGUUAUAUAUAUUAACAACUGUUUUGGCCUUCGACAUUAAAGACAGUCUGCCCAAAAAGGAGCCAACAUUUAUUUUUCGUGUUCCAGACUUCACACUCACGGCGACAGACUCUCCUUUAUAGGCUACCUGACGCCAGAAUUUUAAAACAGUCCUUUAAAAAACACAAUUACAUCCAAUUAAAAAAAAUCUUUUUAAAAAAGGAACUGGUGUUAUACAGACGUCUUGCUUUCCAUUCU
This is a messenger RNA of Centruroides sculpturatus (bark scorpion), 1240 nucleotides long. RefSeq names its product zinc finger protein 761-like. Gene Ontology annotation, biological process: regulation of transcription by RNA polymerase II. Lineage: Eukaryota; Metazoa; Arthropoda; Arachnida; Scorpiones; Buthidae. Gene Ontology annotation, cellular component: chromosome; nucleus. The transcript is spliced from 4 exons. Gene Ontology annotation, molecular function: chromatin insulator sequence binding. The coding region runs from base 372 to 962 and encodes 196 amino acids. The record is from RefSeq and is a predicted model, not a curated record.